Messenger RNA from Drosophila montana, 1000 nucleotides. RefSeq names its product Rab39 (gene Rab39). Bases 316 to 972 code for a protein of 218 amino acids. Gene Ontology annotation, cellular component: Golgi apparatus. Gene Ontology annotation, biological process: Rab protein signal transduction; vesicle-mediated transport. The record is from RefSeq and is a predicted model, not a curated record. NCBI's taxonomy places the organism in Eukaryota, Metazoa, Arthropoda, Insecta, Diptera, Drosophilidae. Gene Ontology annotation, molecular function: GTP binding; GTPase activity. The transcript is spliced from 2 exons.
GUGCGUUAGAAAAAAAAAAAAACAAACACAACUGAGCAGCUGAGUUACUUUAAAUUCAAUAAACAAAAAGGCUGCAGUUUAUUUAUACUUUGCUCUUCGCUGAGAUUGUGAAAAAUAAAAUCAGCAGCACUUUGUCCUAAAUAAUUGAGUGUGCUCUUUGGAAGACAGAAGCGCGUCUAACGAAAAAAAAAAGGACUCGAAGCGAAUUUGCGUAUUAACGCAAAAUAACAACAAACGAGAACGGGGCAAAGGGGCGACGCUCUGAAGCUGUUGGAGAGGGGAAGGGGAGGAGCACUACAACUAAAAACACACACAAUGGUUGAGCCUAUUUUUGAUUAUCAAUUUCGCUUAAUACUCAUCGGCGACAGCACAGUGGGCAAAAGUUCGCUGCUCAAAUUCUUUACAGAUGGAAAAUUUGCUGAGCUAUCAGAUCCCACAGUGGGCGUUGACUUUUUCGCCCGCCUAAUCGAAAUGAAGGACGGCAAACAGAUCAAACUGCAGCUGUGGGAUACGGCCGGGCAGGAGCGUUUCCGUUCAAUUACAAAGUCCUACUAUCGCAAUUCGGUCGGCGUGCUGCUCGUCUACGAUAUAUCGAAUCAUGCCAGCUUUGAGCAUAUACCCCUCUGGAUGAUGGAGGCGCAGCGUCACAUCGAGCCGCAUCGGCCCGUGUUUGCGUUAGUCGGCUGUAAGCUGGAUCUGGUGAAUGCGGGCGGGCAUCGCGAGGUGUCCACCGAGGAGGCGCAAACAUUUGCCAAACAGCAUGGCUUGCAUUUUGUGGAGACAUCGGCGCGCACCGGCGCCAACGUUGAGGAGGCUUUCCGCAUGGUCACACAGGAGGUCUAUGCCCGCAUACGUUCCGGCGAAUACAAGGCCGAGGACGGCUGGGAUGGCAUCAAGUCGGGAUUUGCGCGGCCCAAUAGUCUGGACUUUAAUCUGGUUAUGGCUGAGCCCGAAAAAUCCUCCUGCUGUUGAUUAAAUUAAACCGACGGCGUGUGUUUAA